GACGCUUUUCACGCAGUAGCUCCGUUUGACUUGGACGAGCACAGAAACGGAACAGUGGAAUUAAAAACGUUCGCACGGCUGAAACGUUCGAGUUGUGACGCGCGAAAUAUAUUGUCAUUUUUAUUACGGACAACAUGUAUUCGUCGGUUACUUAGCGCUUGGCACGGAAGUUUAACAUAUAUUAAGUAUGAAAAAUAAAAUUUUCAUCGAUACUUACAAUAGUUGCUUGAAAGAACAAUUACAUAUGCGAUAAAAUAAGACCUUGUCAAUGACAGAGAUAGACAUAGCGAUCAAUUCACCAGAAGAAGAACCCGAAAAGAAAAGUAUUAACACAAUGUCACAGUCGGAGGAUGCUUAUGCUCCAGAGGAACCAACACCAGACAUUCCAAUAUCUUUGCUUGACAUACAAAUGCCAGAAACACCGGAUAGCACGAAAGGUCAAGUCAGCGAUGGAGACACGCCCAGGUUGGAAAGUCCUAAACUGCUUAAACCCGUGCUAGGAAAAGUACAAGCGAAAAAAAGAUUGAUGGCAUUUGUCAAUAAGUUCAGCGUGCUACCAAAGGUUCCAAAUAAAUCCAAUUUAGUUCAGACUCACUCUGCGAAAAGUUCCAAGUCUAAAAUAAGCGAUAGUAAGUCUUUACAAAAUGAAUCAAGCGCAGGGUUAAGUAUGGAUUCGGACUCUAUGCAACAGUUCCAUAAUCGUCAUUCAAGUAGUGGGAAAUUAAAGAAAAAAACAGAAGAAAAGAUACUGGCUAUUGAAGAAAUUAGACGAGAAGAGUCUAAAAGUAAAAUGUUAUUGGCAGAAGCUAUGGCUGCAGCUAGUUUAGAAGAAGAUAGCUAUGCAAAUAGAAAUGGACAAAAUUUAUUAGAAAAUGUAAAAAGUAUGAGAGACAGAAAUAGACAAGAUAAUAUUAGUGUUUCUCGUAAAAGUGCUUUAAAGUCAUUGAUAGAAAAUAAAUAUUCCGAGAGGAGGCGAUACGGUAGAGAAGAACGAAAAACUAGCAUAAGUAGAGAAACGAAAGAUUAUAACGGAAGUAAAGAACGGUAUUAUAAGGUCUCCUCCUAUGAUAGAGAACAGCGUAGAAAAGAGAAAGAUAAAAAAGAUGAUAGAGAUAAGCGAGACGAUACUGGUAAAUACGAAGAAAACCGAGAUAGAAAAGACGACGAACGGGAUAAAAAGGAUAAUGAAAAAGACAGGUGGGAUGACGUAAAGGAAAAAAAAGUAACGAGGGAGAAAAAGGAGAAUUUUAGGGAAAAGAGAAGCGUUUCAAGAGAAAAGAGUUCAGAGGUUCGAGAGAAAAAAGAGAAAGAUAACAAAGAUAAAGACAAGGGAAAAGAGAAAGAUGUAACGAUUUCUUCGUGGACGGAGCUGAAAAAGUGUGGUAUAAUGAUGGACGAUAUUAUCAACAUUAGAAGACGCGAUUACUCGGAACGAUCAACAAAGAACAGAAUAGCUGAGGAUUAUCAACGUUACUUCGAACAAAUGUUACUGUUAAACAAUUGUCGUUCGAAACGAUACGCUUAUACCGCUGAAGGACUCGACGGACCUAAAGAAUAUCCUCCCGAAUCAGUGAGAGUGACCAAACGAGGAAGACCUCAAUUACUUUACUGCGAAAAUCCUCGCAUAUCGUUGUUUCUUAAUCGCGAACAGGUUCUUCAAGUCGUCGCUGCCGAUCGCCGUGAAAAGAUGCGGGAGAUAUGCGAAGCAGAUUUUACACGAGAUAACGCGGAAGAAGUGGAGAAGCCGUCGCGUGUCCGUAAUUGGUAUCCGAAAACAGGCAUGUGUAAAUUCAGCGAGAAGACUAAAUGGCAGUUCCCUAUUAGCGUGCAACUUCCUAGAUCAAAGUGGGACAGCGAGGACGAGGACAGGUUAACCAACGACACCGAGAAAGAACAAGAGAGCGAAGUAAAAACGGACGAAGCUGUUUCAGAAAAAGAACAAGAGGCAUUUUCUUCGCGUUCGAGCGUAGUAGAGGAGGAUGUUACCGUCAACGAAAAGAUCAUCGAUGAAGUUAGCGAAUCGUUUAACGUCAAAGAAGUAAACGACGACGAUAGACAAUCAACAUCACCGUUGCUGCAAUCUGCAGGCAACGAGAAAUUGGCCUCGGAGUACGAACAAUUCAUGAAGAUGGUUUGCACCGAUAUUCCAACAUCGGAGGACUACUCGCCAAAAGCGAUCAACACCAAAUCCACUUCGUCGUUAAGUUAUCACGACUUUAAUAUAGAAACGAAUUUACCGGAGGACAAUAAUUUCGCGUUCGUAGAGCAUGACAUAACUGAAAAUUCAGAUAAAGCCAAUACAAGCAAAGCGGAGGAGGAGACGAUUAAAGGCGACGAGAGUCGGAAGAAUUUGGAGAAAAUUUCUGAAGCCGUGGACGAUCACGUGUCUUUGAGCAGUUCUCACAUUCAGGUAGAGGAGUGCGCGAGAGACAACGAAGAGAUUCGCGAGAAAAGUGACACGGAUGAUUCCAGAUCGAUUCCCAGCGAUUGGGAGAAUGUUCAGAUUAAAGUGGAACGUCUUAGCGACGAUAACUCCGACUCGAGAGAGACGAGGAAGAAGAAGAGACGAAAGAAGGUGACUUCCAGUAGCGAGUCGUCUAGCACAUCGAGCUCUUCGGAUUCCGAGGAAGAAACAAAGAGUAGGAGAAGGAAACGAAAGGUAGCGAACGACGAGUCGAGCUCGGAUUCGGAUAGCAGCGAGAGCAGCAGCAGCAGUAGCAGCAGCGACUCUUCUAGCUCCGACGACAAACGAAAGAAACGAAGGAAGAAGAAACGAAAGGCCGAGAAGCGAAAGAAGAAAGCGAAACGAAUAGCCAGGACGAAGAAAAAACGAAGAAGAAAAGUAAGUUCCGACUCUAGCAACAGCGAUUCCUCCGACGAGAGAAGGAAAAAGAAAAUUGUGAGCAAAAAGUCAAAACAGAAACAGGAAACCACGAAGAAGCAGGUUAACAACGAAGAGAUAGUGAAAGCAAAGUCGCCUUUGGAGUCUCCGUCGCUGGAAAGCGCGAAGCUGAUGCGUUCGCGUGUUUCGACGAAGAAGAUCAAGGAAGAGGCCAAGGUCGAGUCUAGAAAGAGAUCCACGGAGAAACGUGACAUUUGGGGGAAAGAAAAAGAGCUGGCGCGUAAAGUGAUCAUCGAGAAUAGCGCGUGUACCAAAGCUCGCAAAGACGAGGGUCAAAGGAGCAAAGCUGAGGAAAGAUAUUUGGAGGAUUGGGAAAUGGAUUCUGUGACAAUAUCGCCGCAGAAGGCAGACAGGGUACCGAAAAGCGUUAUCGAGAAAAUAGAAAAUCCAAUGGUGGAGGAUCUUAAAAAGAUGGAGAAAAAAGACGAACGAAGUAAGAAGGAUGAGCGAAUCAAAAAGGACGAACGGCUGAAGGAGCAAUGCUCGAGCAUCGGUACGGAAAUCGUGCAAGGACAAUCGAAAAUCGAAGAAGACAACGACGCGAAGAAGAGAAAGAAACGAGAGAAGGAGAAGAAAAAUAGCAACGAAUUUCUAGCCGAUUGGGAGAAAGAAAGUGAACGAGUGUCGCAGCAUAUGAUGCAAGACGAGGCAAAGUUGUCCAAGAAGUUGGACAGGUCGAAGAAGGAGAAAUGGGGAGAGACUGAAUUUGAUACUCUAAAUGUCCUGUCUUUGACGCAGUUGGAGAGGGAAGUGAAUAAAAGGCAGCUAUUGGCAGAUGAUUGGGAAGUGGAUAGCUUGGAGGCUGCGCCGGACUUGUCGAUCAACAAAAAGAAAUCUACCCGCGGUUCGAAAAAAGUGGAGAAAGAAGUUCGUUACGAUAAAAAAACCGACACGUACAUCUCUAUAGAGAAGGAAAGUUCAAGAGAAUCGAAGAAGAGGCAAGAUCGACUCUCCGCGAUGAGAAUCUGGGAGGAAGAGCAGGAAGAAGGUGAAAGGGAAGCUAUGAUUCUUAUGGAACAGAAAACUAAAAGAAAAAGGGACGAAUGGGACAUCGAGGAGGAAUCGUACUUGCGAGAAAAGAACGAGAGAAAAGAGACUAUAGAAGACAACAUCCCUAAGAUUGAUAUUCACAAAGAAAUAAUUACAGCUAAUAACGACAUAGAUACAUCAACAAAGACAAGUACUGUUAAAAAGAAUAAGAAGAGUCGUUGGGACAUAGCGUCGCAGUCUGAGGAAAAAAUCGAACUUAAAGCGCCUGUUAUGUGGGAAGAAGAAUGCGCAGAAUGGGCAACUAUAAACAAAUUCGAAUGUAAAACUGAUAAAAUAUUCUUAGAACGUUGUGAUUCGCUGUUACCUAAGAACAAGAUAAAAGAUGAGGACAUUUGUAUGGUUAAUCAACAAUCGAGAAAGUCUAUGUCAAAGAAUUCAGAUAUUAUUGAUUUGUUCUCAAGGAAUUCUCAAGAUGUGAACUUGCUGGAAUCAUCCUGGGCCACGGAAGAGCUUAUCAAAAGCAACUCGCGAAUAAAGAACUUGGAGAACAGUUCUCAAAGGGACAUAUUCUUCGAAAAGACGAAGGAAGAAGCGCUUGCGUCGGUUAUAAAGGAACAUCAGGCUGUAGAACAAUUAAAAGACAUGUUUGAAAUGGAUGUAAAGUUGACUAGGAAGAAUAUUGAAUUAUAUAGUCCUAGUUCUCCAGCACCGUCUCAAAAAUCCGAGGAUAUGGAAACGUUUGAGAAAGAACACUCGAGCUCGUUAAAUCUGAAAGAAGAUUUCUCCCCGGACAAGUUGAAAAGGGAGACUUCGAUCAAGUCCGACGAAGAAUCAAUUUCUGUUUCCAACAUACCUCUUCAGAUAAAGUAUCGAGAAGACAAAUAUGGGAUGUCUACAGUAACGAAAGAAGAGUUCGAGGAACUUCUGGGCAUGCAAGCAGAGGAUCAACUGACUCCAAAAAAAUUCGACGUGAACAAAGAGUUUGAAGUGUUGCCCGGUAUGCUUUCGAUCAACGAGCCAUGUCUCGAGACGAACGCUUACAAACGACUGCGAAUGGACAUAUUCGCCGAGUACGAGUCGGACGAAUCUCGUGGUAAAUUAAUCGCGAAGAACGUUCAAGUGGCAUCAUCUGCUAACACGAAAGAGGACGAGUCGACCGAAGGGAAAGCAGCUUUGAAACUGAUCCCCAAACAAUUGUUGGUACGACGUAAUAACGAGCGCGUGAAAACGAAAUUGAUCUCUGACGAUCCCAUACAGCACGCGGCAGCUCUUUUGACGAUCCAGAAGAAAUUGCGAGAAUCGCACACUGUGGAAAUUGACGCGAAGAACAACGUCACUUGCGAGGACCCUUCAAACGAGUUUAUGAUCGAAUGUGAGAAAACAACCGACACGUCCGCCUGUAACGUCGUUCCUACGGAGCAGACCACCGUCACCGAUGUUAAAGUCGACUCCAAGGACUUGUCCAUAACGGUGAAAACUUCGAUCACGACCAAGUCGGAGUCACCAGGUUCGAUAAAGUUCGAUGUGGAUCGCGUCGGGGAAUACAAAUUAAGCGAUAAGGGGAUCGACAAAGCGGAGGAGCUUAAGAAACCGAGAUCCAGCGGCAAAGAUGUCAGCGAUACGGAAACGCAGACUAGAUCGCUGAUCGGGGAGCAGAGAAAGAGAAGUCCUGGUAAGAAGGAAAACGACAAACGAGUCAGUGAUCGAGGCAAAGAGAGGAGGGAGAGGAAAUUUGAUGAUAGAGAUAGAAAUGACAGAAGAGAUAGCAGAAGUUUGAAACAGGACUACUCUGAUGGUAGAAGGAGAUCCAGUCCUUCGAGUAGUCGUGGCAGAAAACGAAGAAGCGUUAGUCCACAUACCUCUUGGGAGAGAGAGAGAAGCCACAGCGAGAGUCAUAGUCGUAGUUGGAGUAGAAGCAGAAGCAAGAGUCCAAAGAGGAAGGAUGAAUCGAUCGCCUCUUCGAGCAGGGAGAAACGACCUGGUAGAAUCGACGAAGAGAGAUGUGGUAGGCCUAGGACAGACGAUAGGAGAGAAAGACCUAUGCGGAGUCCUUCGCGACCCAACGCUACACCAUAUAACAAAGACCACUUCAAGAAGUAUGGACCCACCAAAGGAGAUCGUGAUGAUUGGAGCAGGAGAAAGUAUGACCCUAUGGAAAGGGAUCGAGAGAAAGAGGGAAGACCGUACGAUCCUAUGGAAGUGUUGAGGGAAAGAAACAUAGAUCCCGACAGGCACAGAGAGGGUAGAUUUAGAGCAGAAGAAGUCGAUCGGUCAUUUUGGCCAUACGAAUCUGAAAACGUGGUGUCGCACGAUGGAAACGAAUCGUUGGACUCUUACGCCAAUGGCCAAGCAUUGGAUCUCGAUUAUGACGAGAAAGCAUACUAUAGAGAGGAGAGUAUCGAAAGAGAUAACUUGGAGGGUCCUCUUCGUUCCAUGGCAAAGUUCAAACAAAGGAGAAGCAGAUCUAGUACAAGAAGAGACAGGCAAUGGGAGAAAGAAAGAGAUUCGUUAGAUUUGGACAGACAUGCGCAUGCUCGAAGAACUGAAAAAAUUCCACCGUCGAGAGGACGUUCUCCGCCUCGACUGCGACGCUCACCGCCCAGAGUAUCGCACGAUCGCUUCAGACGGGGAUCUAGAUCGCGAUCGAGAUCGUGGUCGCGAUCGCGUACUAGGUCUAGAUCAAGAACGCGAUCGCGUUCACGAUCAACGUCCAGGUCUAGGUCGAUGAUGCGAUCAAGAUCGAGAUCCAGAUCGAGAUCGCGAUCGCGGACUAGAUCUACCUCGAGAUCGAGAAUGAGGAGUCCCAAUCACGGGUUAAGAAUGACGGAACAUUUACAAUCCUCCAGAUCACCCUCUCUGGGACGAGGUAGAGUCGGCGAAAACUCAAGGGAAAGGAAGGAUGAACACGAUAGUAGGAAUCUAAAUACCUGUGCCGAGAGGGGUAGACGCAUAGAAACCAUUGUUCAAUCCGUGUCCGGACUUCCUAGAGUUACGGCCGACUCGGCCGUAUUGCACUCGGAAAUGCACAUCGGUGACAAUAUGGAAACAGUCGCAUCUAGUUUCCAAUAUACAAACGAGAACGAAGUUGGGAACGAGUAUUACUAUAGCGAGAAUAAUUUAACCUAUCCGCCGUGUAUCGACGACUCAACGACGAGUUCACCGAAACGUUUGUCCCUCGACGAUAGACUGGAACUCGAGCUGGGAAUUAAGAAACAGCAAGACAGCGCGGGAGUGAUGAACGAUUAUCCUGACAAUUACAAUUCCAACUUGUGUUAUCCAUCAUCGCCGCAACAACAAAUGCUGUAUCGUCAGCAACCUACAGUGUUACAAGUGGGCAACGUGUUGCAAGUGGUACCAGCAGACUUCAAUGGAGUUCCAAUUGUACGUAGGGAGCCAACAAGUUCCACACCAGCUCCCAUUGUACAAGGUUCUAGCCAAGUUGUACGCGUAGGUAAUGUUCUUCAAGUUGUGCCGACAUCGUUAGACUGGAGUGGUGGGCAAUCCUCGUCGGUCGACCAACCAGCAGGGAUGAUGUAUUCCGCGACAGUACCACAGCCUUCUCCGGUACCUUCAGUCCCUCCUAUCUCUGUACCUGUUCCAGUUCCAGUUCCUAUGCCAGUACCAGUUCCAUCCGUGUUAAGUACAUCAACGCCGGUUUCCGCAUUGUCACCGGUCCCAUUAUCUCUCACUGUACCUGUGCCGGUUCCGGUCCCAAUUCCAGUGCCGCAGACUACGUUCCCCAGAACAGAAGUUGCACUUCCAAAAGCACCAGUUCAGCCAGUAUAUAAUUACGAGGCUAUUCUCGAGACCCGUCGCAAAGAAAGGGAAGAACGCAAACGAGUGCGGGAGAUGAGGAGAAAGGAGAAGGAACGCAGGCGAAUAGAGCGGAUCAAUCGACGCGCACUUCGACUGUUGGAAAAGAAUAACUCGCGUCAGUCGGAUAACGAAGGUCAACCAAAGACCUCGAGCUUGGAUCCGGCUGUCCUGAAAGCUCUUCGAGAAGCCGAAGAACAAACUGAUUUGGAACAGCAGCAAACAUCUUCCGCAGCUUCCGAUAAAGAAGAAGAACCAGUUGCUACAUCCUCUGCUGCUGCGGAAGAAGAAGACGUGAUUGCCGAUGAGGACGAGGAGGAGGAGGAGGAAGAAGAAGCCGAGGUAGAGGACGACGAGGAAGAUGAGGAGGAACCAGAAGAUGACGAAGAAGAGGAGGAGGAAGACGAUGAGAAGACUUUGUUGCGAUUAAACAAUCAACGAAACGAAGUGGACGAAGUUGCCGUGGCGACGACGAGCGAAACUAGCAAAAUCCAAGUCGAAAUGGAGUCCUUGGAGUGGCCAGAAUUACCACCACCGCCCUUAAAGGGAAUUUUAGUUGCUCAUGGUUUUAGAAGAUCCUUGGUCCCCAAUGGUAACCUGGACGAUUUAUCUACUCCUGAAAAUGAGAGCGAAGACAACGGGGACAGAGAAGGGUUGGAAAUAGAGAGAAACUAUGAACUCAGUAAGGAUGAAACUGGUGACAAUAAGUUUUGGAAAUCAAAAGCUCAAACCAAGACGAAAUCGAGGUCGGUGAAACUGAACAAGAAAAAACAAAAGAGUAAAAAGUCGGUCCAGUUCGCGGAUGGAAUCAAACCUGGAGAAGGUACGAGUCCCAGUGGCGGUGAAGGAGAUAUGCCAUCCCCUCCGCCUCCCACAGCCGUGGUUACUCGAGAUGGAACUCGAAGGUCGAGCUCCAGAAAGAGUAGGAAACAAGAAAAGAGAACACGACCACCGAAGGCAAAGAAAAAAGUGAAGGUAAAAAUAAUAAAAUUGAAGAAGCCGCGCGUCACUCCGUUAACGGCGAUGAUGAUGGACGAUUCGGACGAGCUGGACGAUCGUUCCCCGCCGCCGCCACCUCCUGGUUCACCGCCGCCGCCGCACCUUUGGCCAAGCUAUCUUUCCGCUUAUAAUUCCACGGCACGACUUAGCGAAGUUCAAGUGACAACGCCUGCGACCCCGAACACCGCUCAAGCUCCACCACCCCCCACUCCUUUGCCACUUUUAGUUCCUCCUCCUCCUCUAAAUUAUACGAUACAACCAUGUAGCAAGGCGUAAGAUCUUUCGUGUAUUUUAAGGAAAAUGAUAUACACGCCAACGUGUGUGACGUCUUUAAGUUAAACUUUGUAAAUUGAACACAACACGAAUAGAUUCGUUUCUCCGCGCGAAAAAAAAAUGGAACUCGAGAACGUGAGGUGGUUCUUGGUUACGAAGGCCAGCCAGGACGCCGAAUUUCGUUGAAAUUUCUGCGCGGGACUUACGGAAAAUUCUGUAUUAUUGUUAGCAACAAUUUUUAUCGGUUGUUCUCGCUUUCUGUAAAUAGCUUCAUUUUUCGCGAUACAACCGUGUUAUCCUCGGUGCGAAGUGUUCCAUUGCGUCCAAGUCUCGAUGAAUUCGUGUUACGUACGAUAUAUUUUCGAUACGAUAAAAAAAAAGAAAAAAAGAAAGAGAUCGAAUACAAUGGAAAUUGUAAACUUAACGCGAGUGUAAUUUAUAACGUGAGACUCGGACUUUUUAAGACCGAUUGUUAAUAGCACCUUACAUUGUUGAAGAUGUAAGAUGGUACUCGUGAAAGGCGAAUUUAUCAUUGUAUAUUUUACUUUUAUAGUUUACCACGAACUGUCUUCAACUUAGACAUAGUUGAAUAAUGGGUCUUGAUGCAAUUCCAUUCAUUUUUUUUUUUUUCUCUCUUUGUUUUCUCUUCAUUAAAGCUCAUUCUAUUUGCGGAAAAAAAGAGCCUGUACAUAACGCGGGAAUAGAUGCGAUUAGACCAAAUUUCAUAUUAAUCGAUGAACAAGGCAAAUAUAAAUUAAAUAAAAUGAAGCUGAGCUUAAUCAACUAGUUCUCUAAAUUUUUACAUUCUCUGUACAUAAUAUCGAUCGAUCAUUGUUCGAACACGGAUCGUUUCUUUUUACUUCGUGAAUGCUCUUCUGCUUUAUGCGAAACGAUAUUUCUCAUCAUUAAUAAGAAAGACGUUCAACUGCCCAUAGUUAUCUGAA
Messenger RNA from Colletes gigas, 9921 nucleotides. Its product is annotated as trichohyalin-like. Bases 269 to 8980 code for a protein of 2903 amino acids. NCBI's taxonomy places the organism in Eukaryota, Metazoa, Arthropoda, Insecta, Hymenoptera, Colletidae. The record is from RefSeq and is a predicted model, not a curated record. The transcript has 18 exons.